CAAGCAUGCAAGAGAAGAGGGAGGGAAACAACAGAAACAAUAAAGUAAUCUGCUGUUGUAUUAAAGAAAACCCAUCAACCUUUAAUUACCUUAUUAUAUACACCACCAGCCCAGCAAAUAAGACCAGGACACCCUUGGAAGAUUGCUUCCUCCAUCAUCCUAUACCUUGGUUAGACUCCAAGAACCAUUCACGCUCUUGCUAGGUUGGGAGAGACUCCUCAUCCACCAUGUGACUCUUAUAUAUGACUCUUCUAUGAUUCACUUCUAGUUCAUCAUGUAGGCUUAGCUGACUGCUUCUGCCAAAGGAGCGGAGAUGAGUCGCAAUCAUGGGAAGAACCCGAAGGUGGACCUGAAGCUGAACCUGUCAGCGAAGCAGAUGGGAGCAAGAGGGGGGCCGUCAACAAGGGCAGUGAUCGAGGAGGAGGAGGAGGAUAAUGAUUCCUGGUCAUCACCAUCGACAUCACCUACGAGCUCGUGUGUGUCGUCGGAGGGUGAGCAGAAGUCCAACAGCCCGGAGGCAACCUCGAUGGUGCUCGCCGGGUGUCCCCACUGCCUCAUGUACGUCAUGCUCUCGGAGAAGGACCCCAAGUGCCCCAGGUGCAAGAGCACGGUGCUGCUCGACUUCCCCCCGGGCAACACCACUGCCAGCAGGAACAGGAAAAGCUGAUGGUGGCUGCACUUCCUGGUGCCGCCCACUUUUUGUGAUAUGCUCUCCAAUCUUCUCCUAGCGAUUCUAUCCUUAUUGAUCCUAGUUUAGUUCUCUCUUACAUGCUGUUGUUGUUCCCUCUCUCCCUCUCUAUAGAUCACUAUCUUGUGUCGCCGUAAGACUGUGUACUCGGGUGAACCUAAGUAGCCCGAAGUUUCCCAUCAAAAGCUAUAGUAUAGAUUCAGCACUUAUCUAAUCA
Messenger RNA from Musa acuminata subsp. malaccensis (wild Malaysian banana), 905 nucleotides. The record is from RefSeq and is a predicted model, not a curated record. Lineage: Eukaryota; Viridiplantae; Streptophyta; Magnoliopsida; Zingiberales; Musaceae.